This is a messenger RNA of Botrytis byssoidea, 2310 nucleotides long. RefSeq lists its product as uncharacterized. Bases 1 to 2310 code for a protein of 769 amino acids. Gene Ontology annotation, cellular component: cytoplasm. The record is from RefSeq and is a predicted model, not a curated record. The transcript has a single exon. Gene Ontology annotation, biological process: mitotic spindle organization; cell population proliferation. NCBI's taxonomy places the organism in Eukaryota, Fungi, Ascomycota, Leotiomycetes, Helotiales, Sclerotiniaceae.
AUGGCGGAGCCCCUUUCGGAUUUAUCCAGCGCAAAUAUCAAUACUGGAAGCCCCUCAGUUGUUAGCAAUACAAACUACACCAUGUCUGAAGAUACCAGCUUUACGGAAAACACACCCAUGAGCGGGAGCGUGGGGAGUCCACCAAGUUCGCCCUUCGUCGAUGCGACACAUGAUGCGACAGAUCCGAGCAAGGAGAAUAUCUCUCCUAUCAAGCAACAAAUGUUGGCGUCAAGGAAAUCAAUUGAUGGAGAACACAUGUCACCCCUGAAGCUGUUGAAGAGCCAGACUUCACCCACCAAAUCAUCAGAUGGCACACGCAGUCCGAGAAAGAUGUCGACACCCAUGAGAUUUCCUGUGAAGCCUACGACUGCUACACCUUCGCCUUUGAAAUCGCCUGACCCGCCGGUCGUCGUUGAGCAUGAAAUGGACCUGGAUGACCCAAUACUAAGGGAUAAUGAAGGACUUACGAAAGCGAUCGAGAUAUUGGAAGAAGACGAUGAUGAUAAUGAUAACGAAGAGGGGCAAACGAUGAACGAAACUUUUGCAUAUAUAGGUACUGGUAGCGCUACUAGCGCUUCAGAGAAAGAUGCGCACAAUUUGAUGGACGAUACAAUGGUCAGCACAUUCAGCGAAUUUUCCGCUAUGCCAGAUAUGACAACGUUUUCGAGACUGGGACAUACCAGCCCGAACUUCCCAUCAAUGGGUGCACCAACACCAAGACAAAAUCAUCGAUUCAGUACCCCAGCUACGGCACGCAGGCAAGUGAAUACAUCUGAGGAUUUUUCGCCAGCACCAUACGGGCAUAGAAAUGUUAAAAGUAAAGAUGAUGAGAAUACUACUAACCUUCUUGACUUUACCGCACAAAUGAAUGGGUUCAACGGCCGCGGUCCCUCACCUUCAAGGAAUAGGAUGUCAAUGUCACCUUCGAAAACUUCGGCACCUGAACAUUGGUAUGGGCCAAGUGCUGCCGCGACACCUAAAUCAAACCGUAUGAGCAACUUACUCGAUUUCGAUAUUCCUCCUGCCCCUACACCUAGAAGUUUACCUUCUAUUACACCUAGAGAAAUUGAGAGAUUGAAAUCAGACUUCUUAUCGGAGAUUAGUAACUUGAAAGCUACGUUGAGUGGCAAGGAAGCUGAAUUGCAGUUCAUGAAAACGGCCGUUGGAGACGCUGAAAAGAGAGUUGGAGAGAGUCAGGAACAAUUACGAGAAGAACGAAAUAUACAAGAUCAACUGGCUGCCGAAAAAGAGGAGUGGGAGAAGAGAGGUCGGGAAAUGGAAGCUGUGUUGAGGAACGUCAGAGAAGAAAUGGUUCAAACAGAGCAAGAACGUGAGGAGUUGGAUGGUCGAUUGGAGGAAAGUGAGAGAAGAAGAGAAAUGGCGGAGAUCAUGGCUCAAGAGGCGCAGAGGAAUUUAGCGGCUAUGCGUGCUGGAAAAACUACACCUGGAGCCACUUCACCCCCUGUCGAAACGCCCUUGAAAUCUCCAACAGAAUGCCACUGCGGAGGUCGAACUGUCGAACUUGCGGUCGAGAAGGUAUCCAGAGAGUUACAUUCCCUUUACAAGGAGAAGCACGAAACUAAAGUCCAAGCUCUCAAGAAAAGUUAUGAACGUCGUUGGGAUAAGAAGGUUAAAGAAUUGGAAGCUACUGUUGAGGAUCUCACCAAGGAGAACGAAGAAUUGAGGUUGGGCGGCAAUACCACGACACCCAAAGCGGAACCUUUGGCGGAGGAUAUCGAACAACAAGCAGCACGCGAUGCUAGAACCAAGGAAUUGGAGGCAGAACUCGAGGGCUUGGGCAUAGAAAUUAAGAGUGUCAGGGAAGACAACGAUGAUCUCCGACACAUGCUUGAAGAGGAAAGAGCCGAAAAGACUAAGCUGGUUCAGGCUGUUGAUGAAAUGAUUCCAAUGAUCGCUAUGUUCGACGAUAUGGUUGCGAAAAACCUUGAGGAGGAAAAGAAGGCUGUUCCAGCUCGAGCAUCUCCAAUCCCAGAGACACCCGCCUCGCAAAAGAAACAACAUGUUUUCGAAAGCCAAAUGAAGAGUCCUACUUUAGCGAGAACAAGUAGUGUCACUCGACCAAGUGGGUUGAGAGCGCCAAGUGCGGCUGGAGGAAGUAGAAUCGGCAGAGGUGGAAUUGGGAUGGGAAUGGGAAUGGGAAUUGGAGGUGCGGCAGGAAGGGAGAGAAAAGGAAGUCAUGGGAGUGUGGCUAGUCAAGGAAGUAGACCAGGAAGUGGACUUUCGGGCAGAACUAGUAGCAAUUUAUUGAGUAGUAUCGAUAAAAUGGGAGGGGGAGGGUAUGGUCGUUAA